AUGGUUUUUGCCAGGCAGCCGUCAAUCCCGCUACCGACUGCUGUACAGAUGACGGAAAGCACGCUGCCGGACAACUUGAGAAACUGGAAAACGAAGUGGACGGAUUUCGUCAUGCUGACUCAUUUGGAUUCCUUUCCGAUGCCUUACCAACUUGCUAUGUUCAGACUCCCUAUUGGUGACGAAGCCAGAAGUGUACUUGAGACUCUGGAGCGCGGUGAUGCGGAGGAGCAGGAGCCGGACAUUUCAGAGAUAAUUAAGAGAU
This is a messenger RNA of Dicrocoelium dendriticum, 262 nucleotides long. The record is from the annotation of a GenBank genome assembly. Lineage: Eukaryota; Metazoa; Platyhelminthes; Trematoda; Plagiorchiida; Dicrocoeliidae.